AUUGCGCGACGAGUGGUUUGUUCGGUAGUUUAUCUUUCUGAAGAGAUUUUCUAUUCUAUUUUGUACGAAACACAUGUAUGAAUAAAAUUAUAUUAAAAUAUGAAUUGUGGAGCAUCCUUGCUAAUAAACCCAUUAAGUAGAGUGUACAAUAUUAUUGCUGUUUGUUGAUAUUAGAUUGUGUGAAAAUCUAAUCCUUGAAUAAUGGAUUGGAUUAUUUCUGAUGAGUUGGGCCUAACUGUGGGUCACUUAGUCGGAUGGGGGGCGGCUGGUGCUAUGAUUAUAGGAGGAGUAGCUCCAUACAUUCCUCAAUAUAGACAAAUUAAAAGGACACAAGAUGCUGAAGGCUUUUCCUUAUAUGUGUGCUUAGCUCUUCUAAUUGCAAAUACUUUAAGGAUAUUAUUCUGGUUUGGUAAACGUUAUGAACUGCCUCUGUUAAUUCAGAGCAUUGUGAUGAACAUAACAAUGUUUGUGAUGAUCCAUCUAUGUGUAAAUGUUCGCAAAAAGAAUCAAAUAAUUCGUGCCAGGGAGCGAAUAUUCACAGGUGCAAUAUUCAUGUUAUAUAUACUGUUGUGUUGUGUGAAUGGAUCAGCCCAGCCAGAUGAGACGGCACGCUGGCUGGACCAACGCAGCGGUCUCAGCAGCGGGGAGAAGCCCCAUCGUUUCUACGAUAUGGAACGAAAAUAUUUCUGGGCGUGGACAGACUUCCAGAGCUAUGUGGACUGUAUGCUGGUGUUCUCAGUGAUCGGCGCAGCGAUCACUUAUUUGCUGAUUGAGUUCGCGCCGUUUGUCGAGCUGAUCGGCUUCCUCGCCGUCUUCACUGAAGCCAUGCUCGGUGCGCCGCAGAUAGCUAAAAACCACCAGAAUAAAAGCACUGAGGGAAUGAGUGUGAGCAUGGUUGUAAUGUGGAUGUGCGGCGAUGUGUUCAAGACUGCAUACUUCGUAGUGAGAGAAGCGCCCACGCAGUUCUGGGUGUGCGGCAGCCUACAAGUCUUCUUAGAUAUUAUUAUUCUCUUCCAAGUGUGGUUGUACCGGCACAGCACUGCGGCGUCGCGGCGGCUGCGGCGCGGCGACUAGCAGUGGACGGAGACGGAUUUAUAGCAGCGGCCGCGCGCCCGCGCUCCCCCCUGCGCCGCCCGCGCCGCCUCGCUCUCAGCACUGCUCUGCCUUCCACACGUUUUAUGACGAACUUUACACUUACGAAUACACCAGUGUCGGCGUAGCCCGUAUUCCGUUGACUACUUCUGUUUAAAGUAUUUUUACAACAUUCCACUGUGCCAAUGUUAGAUGGCUGCGAAAGAUACCUGAAGCAUAAUUUCGACGAUCGAAUCGAGACUUAACUGGUCUUUAUAGUCGUCCGUUACGAUGAGGAGCUUUUAUUCAAUUUGACUGGACAAAUUUUAUACAAAUUCCGUAGCUAUACGGUGCUAUAGGUUUGUGCCUAACAUUCGAAGAACAUCGAGGUUGAUGAGUCCUAUUAGAGGCUUCGAUGUAGACGUUUGAAAACGUAUUAGUACGAUUGAUGUAAUAGCAUUUGUAUUAGAGAGACCAACUGCGAUUUGUUUGCUUCCCGUUUUAGGAAGGAUUUUUACUAGUCGUAGGAACUAGGUGUGUAGAGGUGUUCCGUGUACAACUCGCUUUAUAGAACCCUAGUGUGCCAUUUGCUAUGUCCUUAAAUACGUUUACAUCACGAGUUAAAAAUACGAAGUUUCUUCAAAUAUCUACCGAAUUAUUUUACUUAUUUUUGUAAAUUUAAGGGCAUAGUACAUGUUUGAAUUAUUCUAGCGAGGUAUACAGUACUCGCGGACUCCAACGAUUGUGAUAAUUAUCACGUUUUGUAAGGAAUAUAACCAAGUACAAUUGACUAAAUUCGCUUAUUAACAAGUACACAGUUCUAAAUUAUUGUGAUAGUUUUAAUUUUGUAAUAAUUAAAUUACUGCGUCAUCACAUUGCACUAAGUAAUCUUAACACUCUUUGUUAAGUUGGUAACUUAUGAAGGCUAAUCAUAAAUUUAUUUCAAGUAUCAAAUAAAUUUCAUAUAGUUUUUCGUUGUGAAUCGUAGUGUAGACCGUUAUAUACGUGAUAAUGCGCUUUCAUCCCGCGUUGUGUUAUUGAUCUGUAUAUUAUUGUAACUUAUAAUGUUCUCUUAAGUAUUACUUGUGAUAAUAUGCUUUUUAUUAAAUAAGCUAUCAAAGUAGUCAUAUAUAUCACCUAAGUGUACAAAUUAUAGUCAGAUGUUACAUAAUUAAAAGUAAUUUUAUAUUCGUUUCUCGUAUUACAUGAAGUACAUUUUGUUUUGGUACACGAAUGUACAUAGUUUUAUGAUUUUGAUUAUUUUUAGAGAAUUUUUGUAUAACGUCACGAUUAUAGUUUCAAAUUAAUCUCAUGUAGGUAAAAUUUGCGAUGCGCAACAUUCUUAAUGAUUUUGGACAAAUUCCCUAGUAAUAGACAAUACUUAAGAAAAGUUUCUCUAAAGAGAAACUUAUUUAAGAACUAUACGAAUGCCGUGAAUUGAUUUUCAGACCUCGAUGAACAAUAGUGGCCAAAAUACAUUUAAUAAUCAUAGUCCUUUUCUACCUUUGUUUUUAGGAAAGAUAUUAGUUUGUUUUUUAUAGAAAUGUUGUGAAUGAACAAUGAAUUUUGUACAUAAUUAUUUGAUAGCAAUAAUUACUAAUGUAAUCGACGCUUCCACACAAUAUGCAAUAUUGUCUUUAUUAAUAUGUAUUGCAUUUUUCAUUUUAGUCUUCCUAAAGAUGUAAUAAUUAUGGACUUAUUUUCUUAUUUAUUUUCUGAAUACCAGCGGGAUUAGCACUGUAAGCGUGCGAUUCUUUCUCGCCUCGACAUACGUCACCCGUCACUCUCUCACAGUACUGCACAGAAAGAGGCAGAUGAUCUCUGUCGCUGCGAGAAAGAGUCGCGUGCUUACGGUGCUAAGCCCGCAGAGCAUAAUUGUGACCUAAUAUGUUGAUAUUUGACAAACAAACGACACGAGAGAAUAUUUAUAAAGCGUGAUCGAACAUAUCAAAUUUAUAGAACAUAUCAAAAUAAUAGCAUCUGUAUGUUGAUGGGUAUCCUUAUAUAUGUAUUUGUCAAUUAUUGUAGGUUUGAUAUGACAAAUUACAGAACCAUCGCACGUUGUCAUGAAGUAUGUUGUGAUUUUAGGAGUUAUCAUUUCUUAUACGAAAUAAAGUUAUACUGUUUGUUAAUA
Molecule: messenger RNA, 3205 nt
Organism: Pectinophora gossypiella (pink bollworm)
Lineage: Eukaryota; Metazoa; Arthropoda; Insecta; Lepidoptera; Gelechiidae
Product: solute carrier family 66 member 2
Exons: 6
Coding region: 202-1074 (290 amino acids)
Biological process (GO): phospholipid translocation; retrograde transport, endosome to Golgi
Cellular component (GO): endosome; trans-Golgi network
Source: RefSeq, a predicted model, not a curated record